UGCUUUAAAUUAUUAUUUUUAUUUGUUUUGUAUUUAUCGACAAUGACAUUUUAAAGUAACAAAAAAAAACUUCACCGUCCGAAAUUAUUUAAGUUGCAAUGCAUUAUAACAAAAGACUAUGUGCUGAAUACCACAAACUAUGGCAAAACCUCCAGCUCGACAAUGGCGACAACGACGAAGAGAACGUAACUUCCCAUUUGAAAAUCUCAAGGAAUCCCUUCAUCAACUUCUACCGGUCUUAUGAACUGACACAUCCUAGCCAAACCAUCAUGUCCCUAGCAUCGCACGUGGCCAAACUGUGGGCCAAAAUGAACAUGCACGAAAAGAAACGCUUCACCCACAAAGCGAUAAUGAAACUACGACUUAAACAAGACAACAACCAAAGCAGGCCACCUCUAUUAGAUACCUGUUCGUUGCCGUACGGAAAAACAGAAUUUUCUACAAAAGAAACAUCUUCGGAUAUGCAAAUGAGUACUAAUAGUGCACCUCCAGAAAUUGAGAAUCUCAGCAAAAACCCUAUUCAAGCAGGUAUACUGGAAAGCUGUGUACAACAAGGAGAUCAACAAAACCAAAUUUUUAUCAAACCAGAAUUAUGUGCAGAUACUCUCUGCAAUUUAAACACAGACGAAUGUUUCCAACAAUGUGAUCCAUUAACGUAUGACGCUGCGAUGCAAGUGGCUUUUGCAACACCAGAACACUCGAGAAAUUCUGUCACAAUGAAGGACAACUGGAACCAACCAUCUAAAAUUUCAUUAUCACAUUUUACAAAACCAAAGAGGAAAGAAGAAACAAUUUCUUGUUCCAAUUCACCAAACAGCUCAGUUGAAUUUAUUGGAGUAAUCAGAGGGCCAUCUUUUAAUUUGAAUGAUUCCUCAACUGAUGAAGAAGAGGAGUAUCAACCAGAGGGAACAUCAUCAGGUCGUACUAUCUAUAAACGUAUUGCAAAAACCAAUGCCAUGAAAUUCCAAAAAAAUAUAAUACACAAACCAAAUACGAGUCCAAUAAAGAACAGUAGGAAUCUGAAACGUAAACGAAGUUCCGAAAGCAGUGGUGUGCAAAGGAAACGGAGAUACGAGUAUAACGGUAGUAAAUCACCAAAUACAAACACUGCUAAAAGACGUCAUACGAAGGAUACUAGUGACGUAGUAAGAAAAAAUACACGCACUAUGAACAAAACAAAACAUCCAAUAGACAGACAUAUAAGCCGAAGAUCACACCUUGGUGGGAGGUCAUAUAGAGAUAUCAUAGUUCAAUUGGGGAAAGAUAUUCGUGCGUUAAAAGAACAACGCCGAAUGUAUGAUAAUCUUUCUAAGUUAUACGACGAUUCAGGCAGAACUAAGCAAAAGAAGAAACCUUCCCAUGAUAGAAAUCAAAAACGAAGAAACCGAAAUUAAAUGUGAAGUAAAAAAUAAGUUAAAUUCUAAUAGAAAUGUACUACGGCAUUGAUUAUUUUGGGCGUAAUUAAAGUUUAUUUAGAAUAAAACAAUGUAAAAAUUAUAUAA
This is a messenger RNA of Dalotia coriaria, 1502 nucleotides long. RefSeq lists its product as uncharacterized. Lineage: Eukaryota; Metazoa; Arthropoda; Insecta; Coleoptera; Staphylinidae. The transcript has a single exon. Bases 99 to 1394 code for a protein of 431 amino acids. The record is from RefSeq and is a predicted model, not a curated record.